GAGGCGGAGCACGCGCGGAAGGCUCCAGUCCGGGGCUCUUCCCGGCUCCCGUGGAGACUGAUUCCUGCCACUCCUCGCAUCCCCUCGCUCGCUCCCAGUUCGAACCCUGACCCCCCCACCACCACCGCCGCAAUGCUGCCUGCAGGUUCCACCAAGUUCCAGGCUCCCUCUGCAAUGAAGCCAGUGAGAGGUCGAGGCGGCUUGCCGGCCGCGCUGUCGUCGGGGCCCAGGUCCCGCGUCUUCGCCGCCGCCGCCCCUGCAGGCGGACAGAAGCUCACGCACCCGGGCAAAGCGAUCCUGGCCGGUGGGAUUGCCGGAGGAAUUGAAAUCUGCAUCACAUUUCCGACCGAAUACGUGAAAACGCAGCUGCAGCUCGACGAAAAAGCAAACCCACCACGCUACAAAGGCAUUGGCGAUUGCGUUUCUCAGACAGUGCGGGAUCAUGGGAUCAAAGGCCUCUACCGCGGCCUCAGCUCGCUGGUCUAUGGCUCCAUACCCAAGUCUGCAGUCAGGUUUGGAAUGUUUGAAUUCCUUAGCAAUCACAUGCGGGAUGACCAGGGCAAGCUGAACAGCACACGUGGCCUCCUGUGUGGGCUGGGAGCCGGCGUGGCCGAGGCUGUACUGGUCGUGUGCCCCAUGGAGACCAUCAAGGUGAAGUUCAUUCAUGAUCAGUGCUCUAGUAAUCCCCAAUACCGUGGCUUUUUCCAUGGCGUGCGAGAGAUCGUGCGGCAACAGGGAAUAAAGGGGACGUACCAAGGUCUCACUGCCACCGUGCUCAAGCAAGGCUCAAACCAGGCCAUCCGAUUUUUUGUCAUGACGUCACUCAGGAACUGGUAUAAAGGUGACAACCCCAACAAGGAGAUCAACCCCAUCGUUACCGGCGCAUUUGGUGCCACUGCCGGGGCGGCCAGUGUCUUCGGCAACACGCCACUCGACGUCAUCAAGACUCGCAUGCAGGGACUGCAAGCUCACAAAUACAGAAGCACGUACGACUGUGCUUACCAGAUCUUCAAGUACGAAGGUCCCAGGGCGUUUUUCAAAGGCACGGUGCCGCGUUUGGGCCGCGUCUGUCUCGAUGUCGCGAUCGUUUUCAUCAUCUACGAGGAGGUGGUGAAAGCUCUCAACAAGGUGUGGAAGACCGAUUAGGAAGCCUUUCAAGGUCCGCUUCGGGGACGAGCCUUCUUGAGGACCACGUGGCGAUUCCUGUCGGGGACAUUUGAAAACGCAUUACGAGUUGUGUAAAUGUCCCGUAUGUUUACACAAGAUAAGAACGUGACUUAUCCGAGUGGCUUCUAUAUCGUCAACUGCCAGACAUGGGUACAGGUGCUUAUUUCACUUUGAUUCGACUUGCACUUUCAAGACAUACCAUGCAAUUGUUAUCCCCCACUCUCUUUGGGUUUGUAUAAUUCUAUUGGACCCAUGGGAAGAAAAAAAAAAUAGCUGUGCAUUUGGAAAGAAAACUGGAGAAUAUUAUGGAAUGUGUAGGUCUGGAAGGACAAGUUGAAGUGUCAUCAAAGUGAUAUUGUACUAAGAGCCCUCUCCUGGCCUUUUUGAGUAACAAUAUUUAAAGAGUGAAUUGCACUGUGAUGCGCAUUUGCCAAGCUUCAUAACAUACCGUGAUGUAAUUUUACUGGAAAUAUUGUACCAAUGAUAUUUUUGUUGACACGUGAAACAAAAAAACACGUCAUUUUUUUUUUGGGUGGGGGGGGGGGACUAAACAAAAUAAGAUUGUUUACCAAUUAGGUUUUUACAUCGUUUUGAAUAUUACGUUUUUUGUUGUAUUUGGAUGAGUAACCGAUAACGUGUCUGUUUUAAACAUGUUUGUUUCAAUAUGACCUUUGAAUUAAGGACAGACAACGCAAUGGUAAUUUAAGAACAGAUAAAUAUGCAAUUAAUACGUUCAGAAGGAACUGCAAUACGGUUUUCAAACAAUUUAACAUCAACUUUUUUUUUUUUUACAUUUCAUAUCUGGGUUAGUAAUGCCAUUUCACGAUACAUCAGGACAAUUGCCUCCCCUUUGUUAUCAAGCAUGUGGAAUUUCUUUGACAAGGUAAGGGAUGGGGGCGUCCUUAGAGAAACCCACAACAUCUUAUUGUGCAGAAAGACGGCUUUUGUUGAGAGUAGGCAGAUUAAGUGGAAGAAAAAAAGUGAUUCAUCAACUUCAUUUGUGCAGCCAUUUGCAGGGAGAUGAUAGAUAAAUAAAUGGUCCAAUGAAGCUAACGUGGGUAAUCUUACAAACAAAAAGCUGGCGAUUAUCAACUUUUUCCAGGACACCCCUCAGAUACAGGGAGGAAUUGUACCCUUGAUGUCAGAGCCACAUUACAAUGAAGGAAAUGAUUUCGACAUUAAUCACUAUGUUAACAUAAUACGGUAAAACCUUGGAUCGCGAGCAUAAUUCGUUCCGGAAACGUAUUUGUAAUCCAAAGCACUCGUAUAUCAAAGCACUCGUACAUCAGUUGUGAUCACGUGACGCUCGGCAGACAAAGCGUAUACGUGCUACUCGUAUUGC
Petromyzon marinus (sea lamprey) is the source of this 2509-nucleotide messenger RNA. Its product is annotated as tricarboxylate transport protein, mitochondrial-like. Lineage: Eukaryota; Metazoa; Chordata; Hyperoartia; Petromyzontiformes; Petromyzontidae. Gene Ontology annotation, cellular component: mitochondrion. Gene Ontology annotation, biological process: mitochondrial citrate transmembrane transport. Gene Ontology annotation, molecular function: citrate secondary active transmembrane transporter activity. The record is from RefSeq and is a predicted model, not a curated record.